Durio zibethinus is the source of this 1008-nucleotide messenger RNA. It is a transcript of the gene FLS1, whose product is annotated as flavonol synthase 1. The record is from RefSeq and is a predicted model, not a curated record. NCBI's taxonomy places the organism in Eukaryota, Viridiplantae, Streptophyta, Magnoliopsida, Malvales, Malvaceae.
AUGGAGGUGGAGCGAGUCCAAGCUAUUGCUUUAUCAUCUCUAACUAACGACAAUAUCCCAAAAGAGUUUAUUCGACCAGAGGAUGAGCAACCUGCAAUCACAACAUUCCAUGGUCCGGUCCCUGAAAUCCCUGUCAUCGAUCUCAACGACCAUGAUCAGGGAAAUGUUGUCCGAUUGAUUGCCAAUGCAAGCAGGGAUUGGGGGAUAUUUCAGGUUAUGAACCACGGGAUACCCUUUGACCUGAUUGGAAGGUUGCAACAAGUUGGCAAGGAGUUUUUUGAUCUACCACAGGAAGAGAAAGAAGUGUAUGCCAAGCCAGCUGGUGCACAGACCAUUGAAGGGUAUGGAAGCAAACUUGCAAAAGAUCUUAAAGGAAAGAAGAAUUGGGCUGAUCACCUUUUUCACAGGAUAUGGCCUCCUUCAUGUAUUAACUAUCAGUUCUGGCCCAAAAAUCCCCCUUCUUACAGAGAAGUAAACGAGGAGUACGCUGAAAAGAUGAGAAGGGUAGUGGAUAAGCUGUUGAAAUGCCUGUCACUGGGGCUGGGGAUUGAAGCAGAUGUGCUUAAAGAAGGAGCAGGAGGUGAGGAGAUCGAGUAUUUGAUGAAGAUAAACUACUAUCCGCCAUGUCCACGUCCUGAUCUAACUCUUGGGGUGGCUUCCCACACUGAUAUUUCUACCAUAACUGUUUUGGUGCCCAACGAGGUCCCUGGAUUGCAAGUCUUCAAGGAUGGCCUUUGGAUCGAUGCCAAAUACAUCCCUGGAGCCCUCAUUAUUCACAUAGGCGACCAGAUUGAGAUACUAAGCAAUGGAAAGUACAAGGCAGUGCUGCACAGAACCACAGUAGACAAGGAGAAAACAAGGAUGUCAUGGCCCGUUUUCUUGGAGCCGCCCGGUGAAUUUGUGGUUGGGCCCCUUCCUCAGCUUGUUGAUGAGCAUAAUCCCCCCAAAUAUAAGCCCAAGAAAUUCAAGGACUAUAGUUAUUGUAAACUUAACAAGCUACCCCUGUGA